Molecule: messenger RNA, 828 nt
Organism: Salvia hispanica
Lineage: Eukaryota; Viridiplantae; Streptophyta; Magnoliopsida; Lamiales; Lamiaceae
Product: golgin family A protein
Cellular component (GO): plastid
Source: RefSeq, a predicted model, not a curated record
AUGUGGGAUGAGAAUGCGUUAUCCAAAUCCAAAGAUGGGUUCGCUUUCAACAUUCGGCAUUUCCCCCAAUGUAAGGCCGCCGCUCAGAUUAAACCUAAUUAUGGCAAGAAUUUCGCAGCGAGCCUGGGCUCAUCCGGCGCGCGACAGAGUGAUCGACUUCGGGAAAUAUAAGGGUAGGAUGCUGGGGAGCUUGCCGUCGGGAUACCUAAAAUGGGUGUCGAGGAAUCUGCGAGCCGGAGAUACGGAGGAGUGGGCCAGGCUGGCGGACCGGGUGCUGGCGGACCCGGUCUACCGCGACCGCAUCGAGUGGGAGGCGGCCGAGAACAUCCUCACUGGAAACGCGGCCACGUCCUCCGGCGGAAGCGCGGUUGCGGAGCUGCUGGAAAUUAGCGAGAGAUUCGGGUGGGACAACGAGGAUAAGAGCGGGUGGAGCAAGGUUGAUUUCGGCCUGCUGGGGACGUCUAGGGGCGGGAGGAUUCCCCGGGCGGCGGCGGCGGCGCGCGUGGGUUUGAACAAGGAGGAGGAUGUGCGGAGGAGUGAGAGCGGAGGAGGGGGGAGAAGAGGAGAGAGGAGAGAUAGAGUGAGGCGACUGAGGAAGAAAGCGACUGCUAUGGUGGAAGAAGGGGGUACUUCUUCUCCGACUCCGGCCGCCGGCGGAGUCGGGAAUGGGAGUCCUUUUCCGGGGCGGGAAGCCCUGUUGAAGAAGCUUCUCAAUCCAGAAUAAUUCAUGUACUGUUGUACAAUCUUUUUUAUUUCAUGAUAGGAUAUUCUUGUGCAACUUUUGAAAAUUCAAUUAUUCCAAAGCAAUACACCACUUUUUAAUCCCCA